Messenger RNA from Striga asiatica, 537 nucleotides. NCBI's taxonomy places the organism in Eukaryota, Viridiplantae, Streptophyta, Magnoliopsida, Lamiales, Orobanchaceae. The record is from the annotation of a GenBank genome assembly.
AUGGCGGCGACUGAGUGGUCCUCGGCGACCGGCCAUUUUAUUUGUAAGCAUGACCGGCGGCGCCGGUGUAGGAAGCGGCAGAUCGUCAUCGAAAUAGUCGUCGUGUAUGUGGUGGAGGCAGCCGACAUGACGGUUGCGUCGAAAGAGGCGGCGGUGAUUGAGCAGUGGUCUCAGGCGGCGGCAGAAGGCAGGCGGAUGGCGGCGGGCUGCGGAAGUUGGGCGGAGGGCGGAGGACGGCAGCGGAGGACAGCCGCUGAUCAACUCCCGACAGACGGCGGCGCCGGCGCCGGUAUAGCCUCUGUCACCAAAAAAACCCAGAUGACCGGCUCUUCAGCGGCCACACAGCCCAUCUCCACCACUCCCAAGCCCGCUACAACUGUGGAAGCUUCUUUCCAGCCUCUAGCCGGAGCCGGCGCCGGCGCCAAUAGGACCACCGAAAAAUCGCAAGUGGCCAGAACUCCGGCAAGGGCGGGUUAUGAAGCGGAUUUCUCGAAGGGAAUACUUGGACCCCGACCAAACCUCCCCGCCUCGCCCUAG